AUGGCGUUAUUACCUGAGACUUUGUCUAAUUUAAAUUCGGACCCUUCGAGAUUGAAUGAUUUCAUAGCCUACCUUUCAAGAAAUCACUGCCUAGAAAACCUUCAAUUCAUCCAAGAUGCAUCGAGAUACCGGGCUUGUUACGCAGAGAUAGUCGAGGAUAAAAAAGUCCCUUGGGAAUAUCUAAGACGUCAUUACGAUUAUCUGCAGGAACAAUGGGAAGACCUUCUGGGCACGUAUGUCCUUCCUAACGGAGAUCGUGAGGUCAACCUGCCCUCUGAAGUUAGGGCUCGACUUCUUGGGCUACGUUCUUCUGCAUUGCCCCCACAUCCAUCGGAGUUGGAUGAUGUCGUCCAAUUAGUCCUUGAGCUCAUGGAGUACUCGAUCCUACCUGGGUUCCUGAAGUCUUAUGAGACGCUGGAUCAAUCGAGAGGUGGAGUGGUUGGUGGCUGGAGGGGACUUUCAACGCCCACAUCAGAAGGGGACCACGAGGACUCUGUGCCGCGGGAUUCCGGUUCAAAAGAGGAAAGUGAGGCCACUCAUUGUACACGCCGCCGCUUCCUAGUAGACGCCAUCGCAUCACCUCGCAGCCAUCUACUGCGGCCUCUAGGAGGGUUACUCGACGAUUCUGUCUGCGGUAUCAGGGGUAUGAGAUGGUUGAAGAAGUCGCUAGGGAAAUAUGGAACAGCAGACACUGAGAUUGAUACUAAAGAUAAGGAGGCCAGCGCAAAGCUUCUGGAAUAA
Fusarium oxysporum Fo47 is the source of this 741-nucleotide messenger RNA. RefSeq names its product RGS domain-containing protein. The record is from RefSeq and is a predicted model, not a curated record. Bases 1 to 741 code for a protein of 246 amino acids. The transcript has a single exon. Lineage: Eukaryota; Fungi; Ascomycota; Sordariomycetes; Hypocreales; Nectriaceae.